GGAGAGCAGACUUAAAUUUGAUAAGUAUGAUAGAUUUGCAAAGCUGGCAAAAUUAUAAUAUGUUGAGGAAAUUAAUAUUCAAGUUUAAAUUAUUGUCUUAUUUCACAGGAAAAUGUCUUGGAUCACUCUUUCCGGUUCAAUACCAAGCACAUGUCUGGUCGGCCUUGUUGUUGGGCUUGUAGUGUACUGGUUGUUACAAAAAUGGAAAUAUAGUUAUCCACCGGGACCCCCUGGACUGCCACUGGUUGGAAAUGCACUGCAAAUCGAUCUGAAAGGAUUUCCUAAACAAGUGUUUGAAUGGUCAAAGAAAUAUGGACCUGUAGUAACCAUUCGCACAGGUCCUGUACAAUUUAUAACUGUGAAUACAAUAGAAACUGCCUUAGAGGUACUUGUAAGGAAAUCUACAGAUUUUUGCUGGGCGUGA
Molecule: messenger RNA, 424 nt
Organism: Ruditapes philippinarum (Manila clam)
Lineage: Eukaryota; Metazoa; Mollusca; Bivalvia; Venerida; Veneridae
Product: cytochrome P450 2K6-like
Exons: 3
Coding region: 113-424 (103 amino acids)
Molecular function (GO): oxidoreductase activity, acting on paired donors, with incorporation or reduction of molecular oxygen; heme binding; monooxygenase activity
Source: RefSeq, a predicted model, not a curated record